ACGACCACCUGCGCAAAAUUCAAAAUGGCGGGAGGCGGGCUUCAUAGUUCGGUAUUUCUCGUCAUGGUAUCUGGGCAGAUAGAGUCCGCAAAGGUGAGACAAAACUUACAAGUAUGCCAGAUUGCAAUAAGAUGUAUUAAAUCUGUAUUUUCUUUUUGUAUUCGACCUUAGUUCCCAGAGUUUGACGAUUUAUACUGCAAGUACAGUUUUGUUUAUGGUCAAGAUUGGGUCGUUACGUCUGUAAGUACUUUUUAAAGGUCGUUCUUUAUUUCGCGACUUUGCAUCCAGGAGUUUUAUAUACGUUUUUGUCAAUUUGGUAUCAUAAUGACAAUUAUGCCGGAAAAGUACCUUUAAUGUCCUACACGCACCUAAUGUCUUUGUAUGUAAAAAUGUUGUCAAAAUUUGACAUGAAUAUCUACGGAUAGGAACGAUAUUGCUUUUUUGACAGGGAUGGGAAGAAGGACUUUCCCAGACUACAAAAAAGAGUGUAGACAGGCGACAAGUAUUUGUUUUCAACUUUCCACUGGAUAUUACUUUCAAGAGUACAAGCCCUUUUGGAUGUGAGUACAAAAAUGCAUUAAAAAUAUUCUGUAUAUUAUCACUGGCUUUUAUUUUGGUUUUUCAUGUUGUAUAUUGACAAUUCAAGUGUGUCUGCGCAGUACUUCCAGUCAAUUUAACCUCCCCAGCGGGGGGGGGGGGGUACUUUAGGAAUUUUUGGGGGGGGAUGUGCCGCGGGGACCCUGGAACCCUUAGCCUAUACCAGAGCUGAAUUUUGCUACCCAAUACAAGACUGAAACUCCCCAAGUCUUACUAAGAAUCAUCAUAUAGAUCGACAGCAAGUCCUUGGAAAAUAAAGUAAAUAAAUCCUACCUAUCCUAGAGUAGCUUUUGGGCUUAAUUGCAUAAAUUUAAAUUUGCCUAUUUGGUUUUUUUUUAUAUUUUUGAGUGGUAAUUCCUGGUUUCCCUAGCGUAGACUAAAAUCUUCAACCAAUUGAUCAGUUUCCUGGAAAAUGAUACCCUAUUCUAGACCCAGACUCUCUAAUUUAAUCUUUCUCUGGUUGUUUGCUAUUUUCAAAACAUUUCCUGAAAAUCCAGUUGCGAAGUAAAUGACUUUGAAAUGACUUUACGGGGAAAAUUUCCAGGAGCAACGGAACAUCUGAAAAGGCAAUCCUUUGUGUUUCGGUUUUUCAAACCUAUUUUUGAUACCAGUUUCUGCCUUUUGCUGCUGUUUUUCAGUAAAUGGAACUGACUAGUACAAAUAAUAAACCUGAUUCCCGGAUGAAAUUUAGCAGUCUUGAAUUUUGCUUACCAUUUGCCCAAACUGUAAACCGACCAGUUUGAACAUGGGAAUGGUAAACAACCUCUAUUUCAAGUUGUAUCUGUAGGUUAUUUCACAUUACCAAGCGGUGAUUUUUAACAGGAUAUUGUGCUGCUCUUUCAAUUCUUAUCCAGGGCCUCAACUAGUGAUCAGUUGUUAUGGCUUGGAUUUCUAUGGCCAUGAUGUGGUACGAGGAUAUGGAGCUGUUCAUGUUCCAAUCUCACCGGGAAGGUAUAUCAAUCACUUCUUCACCAGUAAUUAUUUUAUAUUUUAUAUUUUACAACAGACAAUUAAACAACCACAAUGAAUCUUUAUUAAUAAGCAGAUGAUAUACACUGCCCACAGCUAGCAAGGCUAUUUGAGGCAGGACAGUGUGUGCAAAAAAAGAAAUUAAGAUCAAGGCUAACUAAGGAAAAGUUACAGUUUACAAAUAGGUAAAAUAAAAAUCGUAAUAUGAUUGAGGACUAGAUAACAUGAUGUAGAAGGUUACAGGAAUUACUUUGAAUACUACAUUUGAACCUCGAUAAAGCAAAGGGCCAUGGGACAGGGCAAAAUAUGUUCACCAUAACAAGGUUAUUUUCCAAAUAUUUUUCUAUUACUGGGGCAAAGAAUUAGCAAUUAUUGGAUGAGGUUGAGCAUGAUAUCAUGAAUUAUCAAAACCGAGGUCUGUGUUAUCUGCUGCAGCCGAAGGCUGAGGCAGAUAAUACAGACAUUUUUUAAACAAUAGGCAAAAGGAGACAAAACUAAGGGUGAAUUUGACACUGAUAAGCUUAACCAAGAUCAUUUAAAAAUUUUAAAAUACAAUAAUAAAACCUUUGUUUGAAUAACGUAUACAUUUGGAAUCUUUUUCCUCAAUUAAUCGACAUAAUUCAUCCUCAGAAACAAAAGCGAAGCGUUCAGCCAUUCUGUUUCUGAGGAGAACACUCCAAGGGGCCUGGUAACCAGGCAGACGUUGAACUUGACAUGAUAAAUGCAAUAUCUGCGGCAGAUAUUGCAUUUAUCAUGUCAAGUUCACAAGCUAUUGUGAAUUGAUUGAAUGCUCUCGACCAAGCAGAUUUUUCAUAGUGAGUCUGAUGUAUAAUAAUUUCUGAUAACCGAGUUCAAUAAUUGUUUUAUCAUUCGAUCACCGAGUUUGUUUUUUUAAUGAAUAUCCUUGGGAAGCGAAGGGAUCUGCCAUUUUCACGCAAGAGCAAUCGCAAGAAGGAGAAAAGCAAGGUUUCCUUUACGCAUGAGCAGAAUAUUAUUUGCAGCCAAACACAGUUGGACAGCAUUGUGCAUGAGCAGACCAUUAUUUGUGGGCAGUAAUUUGCAGGUCAUGUGGUGGGCUCUCGGCCAGUGAAAAGAAAGAAAAAUUUGCUUCAAAUGAUAAUUAUUAUUAUCUUUCAUUGUGUCCUUAUUAUCCAAGUUAGUGACUAUAUCAAUUCUAUUGUUUGCUAUUCAGCCACACAAGGGAAAUUCCAAUGUUUGUUCCUGAGUCAUCAUCAAAGUUUCAGAAAUUCAUAAGGUAAAGUGUUGUGUUUUCUUCAUUACAACAGUCAAAAUAACCUCAAUAUUCAUCCCUAUUCUCUUUAGAGAUCAUUGUUUUGUUGAUGAUCUGGUGUAAAGUAAAUCACUGUUCACCGCUCACCAGUGGUUGGCUGUUUACAUUGUAUUUUUAAUCCUAUCCUGCUGUUAUCCUGUUGUGCCUUUCUUAGGGAAAGAGGUGUAACAACCCCCUCCCCCCCCUUCCCGUUGACUAUACACCUUUAAUCUACCUAACGUGCAUUUGUCUUCCAUUACAUGUACAUAUAUUUGGGUUUCUUAAUAAUCUACGGCCAUUUCCGAGUUGCCUCAAGCCUCUGUUUCAAAGCCAGGCUCUGUGCCAAGCUAUUAGCCUGUACACAGACGUCAUUUAUUUUUCUUUUCAUUCUUUUCGAAAACAUCGGUGAGCUCGUGAGCGAAACAAGCAUGUGAGAACGAGCGUGGAGCAUGAGAAAGAGAAAUUAACACCAGGGAGCUCACGAGUGUGCGAGAACAAGCGUGGAGCGUGAGAAAGAAAAAUAAAUUUUUCUUCUUCCCCCACCCCUACCCCCUUGCGCUGGUUGUCAAUAAAUCCCCUGCGGUUUAUAUUUUAUCACGCGCACUCGACGGACUUUGAAGAGAAAAUAGAGGGUCUGUGAACAGGCUACCAAGCUAUUGAUAUGAAAAUGAUUUUUUAAUUCUUAUGCAAAUGAUACUCAUUUACACAAGAAAGAUUGUGCACGUAGCCUCAUUUUGAAAGUGGGAGGUUUUGGAACUUGGAAACUAAUGGCCUAUUUUAAUUAUUGUAGCUUGCCCUCUACCAAAAAUAAUAUCUCCUUUUUAGAAUGAAAUAUAUACAUAUUUUUUCAAUUUAAAAUACUAAAUGCAAGAAUAUUUUCUUAAUAGUUGGUUCUUUGGUAGGAGACCAGAGUUUGUGGACCCCAAACUUGUUGCACAAGGAGAAGGAAGAGAAGUGACCAGAGUAAGGUCACAAGGAAGUGUGAAAGUGACAUUCAGUGUGGUGACACGUGACAUGAAAAAACUUGGUUACGACACAGAGCCUGCUAGCGUAGCUAUCCCUCACCUUGCUCCUGGUAAUGCUGGAGUCACAACAAUAAGACCAGAAUCUCAAAUGCAUGGAGCUGAGAGUCACUCUUAGUAACCAUAGAGUGCAUUUGAUUGGAAAAUGUGGAUUUGAAUUUUGAAAUGCUGAUUUCAGAUUUGCAUUGAAACGUGAAAAUAUCCAAAAAUGAAUUUCAACGCUGAGAAUGCUGUCCUUGGAUUUCCCUUCUUUCCGUUUUUUUUUUGGGAGAAAUCUGAAAAAGAGUUUGAAAAACUGUUCUCAAGAACAGCAGUUUCACAUGUGCAUGCAUGUUUAGCAGAAAAAAGACUACUGUUCAUGACAACAGUUUUGCAAAUCCUUUUUCGGAUUUUAAAAAACACAGUAUAAAAAACGGAAAUCCAUGUAUUCGGGAUUUGGAUUUCAUAAGUGAUAUCCACCUGUCCUUAUCUUGGGGACGAUUCUCAGGGGUGAAAUUUGAACACAGCAGUCAGGGCAUUUUUGCUUGAUUAAAUCAUGUUUGCCUCAAACUUCCAGGGGUUUAAACAGUUAAAGAGAUGUUGUACAUGUAAACCCUAGGGGUAACACAGGUAUUCGGUUGAGUGUCUUGCCACCAAGUCAAUUAUUAAAAGCCUCAAAGGAACAACACUGUACAUUUUGAAAAUAAUAUUUUUCAAAACAUGAAAAGCAUAAAGAACUUUAGAAGGCAUUGAUAUUUUGUGGUUGUAAAAAGAAAAUGUAAUUUAAUAAAUUAUAUACUUUGCUUUUAACACUUUACUUGUAAAUAACUAGGUAAACUGAACCCAUUCAUUGUUGUUGUAAAAAAUUCUAUAAACAUAAGUGAGC
This is a messenger RNA of Porites evermanni, 4723 nucleotides long. The record is from the annotation of a GenBank genome assembly. NCBI's taxonomy places the organism in Eukaryota, Metazoa, Cnidaria, Anthozoa, Scleractinia, Poritidae.